CAGAGGGUUGUUGUGGCUCUGUCCAGAGGAACACAGUGGCCUGAGAAAUCCAGGAGCAGACCAAGAGCUUCAGCUUCUCAUUGAUUGCAGCUAUAGCUUUGUCACAGUUUAAAAGAACAAAUCUUAUUGAAGUCAUAUCGAUCGCAAGAUAAUCAUCCAAUGGAGAGGUUUCUGAGGAAGUAUGACAAAGAGUGCAUGAAGAUGAUGCUGCUGAAGCAUGAAGAGACCUUCAGGCAACAGGUGCAGGAGCUCCAUCGCUUGUAUAGAGUACAGAAGCUUCUGAUGACGGACGUCAAGAUCAAACAGAGCUUUGCUGACUGCACUCAGUAUCAUGUUGGUGGAGGAAAGGAUGCAGCAGAUUCAUGUGUACCAAGUAGCAGCCACCGCGACCGGCGUCGGCGGCGGCGUCGGGUGCUCAAUCUUGAGCUUCCAGCAGACGAAUACAUCGAAAGAGCUGAAGAAGAUGCAAUGCUGGAGGUAGAGCAGGAGGGUGACAUAGAGCUGACACUGGCUACAGGAAGCAGCAGCUGGAGGAAGAGAGAGGAGACAUCCCUCACUUGUGAUUCCGUAGCAAGUGUCUCCUCAUCAUCGACCGAGUCUGGAGGUCUGAAGUUGAGUGGCCAUGGAUGGGAACUACAGCAGGUGGGGGAUGUAAACAUCAGCUAUGAAUUGGGAGGAGGACUGAGAGAGGACAGGCUGCAGCAGCCAUCCUGGCACUUGCAGUGUUUGAGUCUUAGGAUGACUUGAUGUGAGCUUCUCACACUCUUGCAUGUUUCCUCCACUUCAGUAGUCAAUGCAGAUCAGUUGUUUUCUUUUUUUGGGAUGCAUGAGAACCUCAAAAUCUAGUAUAAUUUCAUAGAA
Molecule: messenger RNA, 861 nt
Organism: Musa acuminata AAA Group (dessert banana)
Lineage: Eukaryota; Viridiplantae; Streptophyta; Magnoliopsida; Zingiberales; Musaceae
Exons: 3
Coding region: 160-747 (195 amino acids)
Source: RefSeq, a predicted model, not a curated record